Paramecium octaurelia is the source of this 1057-nucleotide messenger RNA. The record is from the annotation of a GenBank genome assembly. NCBI's taxonomy places the organism in Eukaryota, Ciliophora, Oligohymenophorea, Peniculida, Parameciidae.
UUAUCCAGUAUGCAAGGAAUAGCUAAAAUCCCUGUUGAAAUCAGCAAGACUUUGGAUGAGAAUUAUAAGGUGAUCAAGGAUCAAUUCAAAAAUGAAAUGCUCAACUAAAUGAUUUAUAGUUUAUUAGAUCAAGUAAUUUGAAAUUGAAAUUAUAGAAACAAGCACCUCAUAUUCGAUUGCAAUUUCUAUACAAUAUUCGACAAUAAGAUUAGAAUAUGUGCUUAUCUGAUCUAUGCAUCAACCAACUAGAAUUGAACAUAAUCAAUAAUAUCAAAUAUGUAUUCAAAUUUCAUUAUGAUAGAGUAUGGGUAAUCAUUAGAGCAAAUACUAAGAUAAACAGAUUUAUUAAACUAGAAUAAAAUAGAGUUUUCUUGUGAAUUCAUGAGACCAAUCCCCAUCAUAUUUAAUCAUUAAAGCUUCGAUUAUAUUCAAUUGGAUCUGACUCAUCAAACUGUUUGGGACUACUCCAUUACUCCAUUGAUGAGAUUUCGCCAUAUAUUGUAUUAAGCUUAAUGUACAAAACUGUAGCAGGGAGAUCAUCAACUUAUUGUUAGUCUAUUCAAACCAGAAUAUAAGAUUGAUUGGAAUCAAUUCAAACUUUUGGUUGAGUAGAAUCCAUAAUUAGUGAGUGAUCUCAUAACAAAAUUAUAUCAAUUGGGAGUAAAUGCUAACGAGUAUAUUUAAAAAUGAUUUUCUUAGAUAUCUAGACUAUUUAAUUUAGAUUAAGAUUAGUAUUCAGACCUUAGAAUUAGUGAACUAAUUAUCAAAGAGCAUAAGUCUACCAGACUAGUUUCUUAAUAGGUUCAUAGCUAAGUGCAUAGUAAAUUGUGAAGAAUACAAAAUCGUAAGAUUUUAAUUGAUUAUAUAGAAUUAACCAUAACAAUUGACUAGAUAAGUGAGAUUGGUAUCAGUGUUUAUCCGUACAUUGAUUAAAUAAAAGACAUUUGAUCCAAAAAAGAUUUAUGUAGAAUUGCAAGGGUUCUGCUUAGAAUUUUCAUCCAUUCUAGAAGCAACUCAAUUAUUUAAGACUAUAAAAAAUGCAGUACAAGAAUAAUGA